GGCUUGAAAUGGUGCAAGAAAGAAUAAUUUGUAACUAUGACAACUGAAUCCGCCAUGGAUUCUGAGUUGAAGAAUGCUCUGGACGAACAACCGAACCAGGAGAUAGCAGCCAGCAAAGAGCAUCGACUGGACAGCGGCAAACAGGAGCAGGAUGCUGAGAAAGAUAAAAAACCAGAAGCUUUUCCAAAAGUAAUUGAGGAACAGGAAACUGGGGAAACGGAUGACGACAGGACAUCAGAAAGGACGACGCCGGGCAAAACCCCCAAAUCUCCAUUGAAGGGGUCCAAAAAACCAAAGAACAUGCCCUGCAAGAUAACCUUGUUGGAUGGCACAGACUACGAGUGCGAAGUGGAGAAACGUGCCAAAGGUCAAGUCUUGUUUGAUCAGGUCUGCGACCAUCUGAAUCUUCUGGAGAAGGACUACUUUGGGCUGACAUUUUGUGACUCGGAAACCCAGAAGAAUUGGCUGGAUCCUUCAAAAGAUAUCAAGAAGCAGAUUCGAAGUGCCCCUUGGCAUUUCGCAUACACUGUAAAGUUCUACCCUCCAGACCCAACCCAGUUGUCGGAGGAUAUCACAAGGUAUUACCUGUGUCUACAGUUGAGAGAUGACAUUAUCAGUGGACGAUUGCCGUGCUCUUUCGUUACACACGCUCUCCUGGGCUCGUACACCGUGCAGGCAGAGUUGGGGGAUUACGACCCAGACGAACACAGCCCCGAUUACAUCAGUGAGAUCCGAUUUGCACCGAAUCAGACAAAAGAACUCGAAGAAAGGGUGGUGGAGCUGCAUAAAACCUACAGGGGAAUGACACCAGCGGAAUCAGAAAUCCACUUUUUGGAAAAUGCUAAGAAGCUCUCAAUGUACGGUGUGGACCUGCAUCACGCAAAGGACUCUGAAGGGAUUGACAUCAUGCUCGGCGUUUGUGCAAACGGGCUUCUAAUCUACAGGGAUCGGCUGAGAAUUAACCGAUUUGCCUGGCCCAAGAUCCUGAAGAUUUCCUACAAGAGGAGCAACUUUUACAUAAAGAUCAGACCUGGGGAGUACGAGCAGUUCGAAAGCACCAUCGGUUUCAAGCUUCCAAAUCACCGGGCGGCCAAGAGACUUUGGAAAGUCUGCAUCGAGCACCACACGUUCUUCAGACUUGUGUCCCCCGAGCCCCCGCCAAAGGGAUUCCUCGUGAUGGGCUCCAGGUUCCGCUACAGUGGCCGUACACAGGCUCAAACCAGACAAGCCAGCGCGUUAAUCGAUCGCCCGGCGCCCUAUUUUGAACGAUCCUCAAGCAAACGAUACACCAUGUCACGGAGUCUAGAUGGAGAGUUUUUCCGUCCAGCUUCGGCCGGGGAGAACCACGACGGGCUGCUGAAGGAUUCGGAGAAAGACACCAGCGAGGCAUCCCGGACCGACACUCCGGUUACACCGCAGUCGGAGAGCAAGAAAUCUUCCCAGAAGUCGGACAAAGGAGAUGAAGUAACCACUCCGACCAAAAUUAAAGAGCUGAAGAUGGAAAAUGAAGAUGAACCGAAAGUUAGGCACGAGGUAUUCCUGGAUAAACCUGAGGACGUACUGAUGAAGCACCAGGCCAAUAUAAAUGAACUUAAACGGACUUUGCAAGAAUCCACGAGUAUUAAGUUAGGCCACGGCGACAGGGAAAAGAAGCUCACCACAUCUCCAACUUCAUCCACGGCGAAAACUAAACCCAAAGAUCAAGGGGAGAACGAGAAGGCCAAAGAGACUAAAGCUGCCGCCCACGAUUGUGCCUUGGAAGACGGGGAAGUGAAGCCCCCGCAGGAGACUUCAAAAUCUCCGAGGAAAUCGCCAAUGAAGGAUGUAUUGGGAGCUGCUGCUGCUUCAGUAAAUGCCACACAGGAGCCUUCAUCUCCACGUAAAAAGUGUAGUGAAGAAUCGGGAAAAUCCCAGUUCUUUCUUGCUCAGAGCACUGAAGCAAAGCAGGACUUAGAGGAGAGGCCUAUUGCAGCCAAACAAGAAGCGUUAGAGACGGCGGAACAGACAAAGGAACAUGCUCCAGAGAGCCUGACAAAGGAGCUGCACGCACAGGGAGACCACAAGCAUACAGGCACCCCCGCAGCCUCCACAGCCCAUGCGGAAGCUGAGGAAGACCUCAAAGUACCAGGGAAAGCAGGCGACAGUAAGAUAGUGCUGGAGGAGGAGAAGGAGCAGAAGAAGAAACCAAUCCAAUCUAGCGAGGCUGAUAAAGAGGGGCUAGGCAGUGACACAGCUGAAAUCAUUGACAGUACUCUGCCUUCCACAAGUCCUGAAAGCCAAUCUCCUCAAACACAAGGGGAGAACCAACUUAAAAGCAUUGACCAUAUGUCUGAAGAUUCUCAAGAAAAACCUCAGUAUGAGCCUGCCAAGAAAUCUGAAACUAUUCCCGCGAGUGGAGUACAGACUGUGAAGACUGAAGUUUCCUCAAAGGAAACGCCUUUAGUAUCAGAGACCAAAACCACUGUGACGACCACACAGGCCAGCAGUACUCUCGGUUCAGAAGCUGAGGUCGUCUCGAGCUCUCAGACUGUUGUCUCAGAAUUUGUGUCCUCACCUUCAGCUGUUGACGGCGAGAGUAAAGCUGGAACUGCGACCGUAACUAACAAUCAGUCUGUCACUUCAGAAACCAUAUCUACGUCAACCACUACGCACAUCACCAAGUCAGUAAAAGGAGGCUUCUCGGAAACAAGAAUUGAGAAAAGAAUCAUCAUCACAGGAGACGCAGACGUUGACCAGGACCAGGCUUUGGCUCUGGCGAUCAAGGAAGUAAAGCAGGAGCACCCAGACAUGCUCGUGACAAAGGCCGUGGUUUAUAAAGAAUCAGAGCCCACUCCAGAGCAAAAGGAAAGCGAAUCCAAGGAAAACGGGUCCAAGGCAUAAGAGCUUGAAAAGCCUUGGAGACCCAGCUCCUUAAUACCCCCAUGAACAAAAAGGAGGAUCAUAUUGCUGCUUUCGUCACCACAGACUUCCCUCUGCCUCGAUGCUUUGCAAAGACGAACCAGGAAAAAGAAUAUCAAUAUUAAUGUAAAGAAAAAAAUCCCACAAUAUAUAUUAUAUAUAUAUAUAACUCCUGCAGUGCAAAAAGCAUUUCCGUUGCAAGCACCACAAAGCAAAGUAAUCGUUCACAUUUACAGGGAGAGACGCAUGUUGAGAGAGCGAGGGAGAAACAAAAUCCCAAAUAGAACCUCUAAACGUCAUUUACUAUGUACAUGAGCUUCGCUGGCGAGAGAAAUACUGUUUAUGGAGACGGAAGAAAGUCCAGCAAAUAGUGUUUGAUAACACGUGCUUACGCAAUGGAUGUCAAUUUAGUUGCAUUUUGGUUUACUCCUUUUUGACCGGCUAAAGCAGGUCCCUGGCAAUUAUUAGAAAUUAUCCUAAAGGCUUUGAAAUGGUUGGCACAUAUUGGUUCACAGUUUGGACGUGUGUUAAUUUAUAAUUGAAGUAUGCUUAUCUGGUAUUAUAAAGAUUGGAUGUGUAUCUUCCCUGAUGUUUUUACUAUCCAAAAGGUAGCCCAGUGCUGGUUGCAAUCUGCCACUUGGGCUGAGAGCAGUUUGUGUUGUUUUGUAAAAUAAAUAAACCUUAAUUAUUUGAAAGUGAAUAAUUUGGGGGAAAAACAAUGUUUCACAGGUGUCUUAAUCGAGGAAGUAGUUAGGUAGAUGUUUGUCAGGGCACCGCUCGGUGUUCCAGGUGAUGUAUCUUCAGAAAGCGAUCAAAAUAAUGGGGUUCAGUAAAAAAAAAACUUAGCAAUGGUUCACAAUUUUUGAUGUAAAUGCCUUUUUCCUCACUGUUCCAAUGCACAGCGUCACAAAAGUAUUGUUACCUUUAUAACUUCUCCUGACUUUUUUUCUCAAAGAAAAGUGUUGCAAUGCUCAAAAUAAAAUCCUCAACCACAGGCUACUCGAGCAGGUUAUUCCAUUUAGUGAGCAUGACAUGGGGGGGGGGGGAAGCACACCCCAAUAUCAAAACUUGAGCAAGUUUAAUCACCAUCUAUGUACUCACUUGUGAAGUCAAACACCAUGCACAUGCUUCCAUUGAAAUACCAAGGCAGGAGGUUAUUUGCAACACUUGGCAUUAUCAAAUGGGGUGUACCUGUCUUGUUUACCAUUGCUAAAUACUGUAUAUUUUUGAUAGGAUCGAUUUUGGGACUUAACCCAAGAAUUUCAAAUUGAACAGGGAAGUUAAAAAAGGAUUUAAGAAUCUUUACAACUGUAACAAAGGCCGACAAAAACCUUGUGUGUGUGUGUGCAUGAGUGCAUUGACGCACCUUAAUGCAGAUAUAUAAGACGUUUCAUCAUUGCAGUUUUUAUUUUCCUACAGUUCUGUGAUAUGUGUUCGUUGUAUCCUCAUCCCUUCAUAGCGAAAUAAAUGUGUCAGAAGCA
This is a messenger RNA of Callorhinchus milii (elephant shark), 4379 nucleotides long. Its product is annotated as band 4.1-like protein 1. The record is from RefSeq and is a predicted model, not a curated record. Lineage: Eukaryota; Metazoa; Chordata; Chondrichthyes; Chimaeriformes; Callorhinchidae. Gene Ontology annotation, biological process: cortical actin cytoskeleton organization. The coding region runs from base 37 to 2880 and encodes 947 amino acids. Gene Ontology annotation, cellular component: cytoskeleton; plasma membrane. The transcript has 23 exons. Gene Ontology annotation, molecular function: actin binding; structural molecule activity.